GGGAAAGGCAGACAACAAACAAAACGCAAACAUAAUAUAUAAUGUUUUGGAAACUGAAAUGUCAGUUCAGUUUCCCCAUUGAAAGUGAUGUGUAUUUUAAGAGUCACUCUCGAGGAAUAGCAUUGAAAAAAAUCUAAAAACAGGAAUUAUUAAAAGUCUCGACAAUGUAUUCGCUGUUAUCAUACACACAGUGUGUGUAUGAAUGAGUGAAUGAGUAGUACUUUUUUCUCGAGUGAAAUCCUUGAACACAGGCUAUAAUUACUAUGUGGUUAAGGGUUGUGCCAUAACAUGAUUCUCAGUCGCAACAUAUUUAUAUACAUUUAAAGAGCCUUUUAUUACUGUUUUUUUCAUCGCAUGUAUUGGUGUAGUGUCUGAGCCGUAGAUCCACUGCCAUCCCCAGACCACCGCCAGAACAGGUCUGGACCACUGACUGACUGAUUCACUGCGACUACUGUUCCACUACUCUAUUAAAGUGAUAAGUUUUUCAUACGCGAGGGAAAAGUAUUAAGAAAUUUGUGAUUUAAAAUAAAAUCCAACGCUCGGGAGCCGUAAUAUGCAAACAGACACACCAAGUGCUAGCCUGUCAAAGGAGGAACGGGAGGAACUGGUCAAACGAUUAACACCACUUCAAUAUCGUGUAACUCAGCAUAAAAUCACUGAAAGACCAUUUACCGGUGAAUACCUGAAACUCAAUGACAACGGUCUAUACUGUUGUGUGGUUUGUGGCGAAGAGAUAUUCUCAUCGGAAUCCAAGUACGAGAGCGGCUGCGGAUGGCCUGCAUUUGAUGGUGUGAUCAACAACUCUAAAGUCAAACUCAAUAUCGACUUAUCGCACGUCGGCAGUAAUUUAUUGCUGUUGGCGCUCAAGUCGGAUGUGGCCCGGACUGAGGUGUCCUGUGCCCGGUGUGGCAGCCAUUUGGGCCACGUCUUUGACGACGGCCCCAAAACCACUGGCAAACGCUACUGCAUUAACUCGGCAUCACUCAAGUUCCUGGAUGAUGAUGAUGAUCACCGCCACAAGCCACUGAAAGCGCUGCAAAAUACGACUGUCCCCGCCAACGGACACACCUUUGAUACAAAUAUGGGUACAAACGUUACUAAUAACAAGAAUAAUGCUAUUAAUAGCAGUAAUAAUAAGCAAACAUUUUUGUCGAAACCGAGUCUCAAUCCAUUGACGCAUAAAACUUUGAUGGAAACACACCUCUAA
Molecule: messenger RNA, 1207 nt
Organism: Oppiella nova
Lineage: Eukaryota; Metazoa; Arthropoda; Arachnida; Sarcoptiformes; Oppiidae
Source: the annotation of a GenBank genome assembly